GCGCUAGACACUUGUCGCCUCCACACAGCUGAAGCCUCCCCAUUUCUCUUCAAGCAAACAUCAGUUUCUUUCUCUCUCUUUCCUCGACAAUAUUUCGAUUUUCACCCUAUUUUUAUUUUAUUUUAUUUUUGGUUUACUUACCAAAAAUUAAAUACUGGCAAAAACAAAAUUAAAAGGGCAAUUUGAGUUGAGAUCAACUUUGAUAGCUGCUGUUCAAAACAAGAAAUGGGAUCUCAUCUGAAUUUCAAGAACUUCGGUGAUGCUCCAAGUAUGGAAGGAAACGAGUCUAAGCCACUGGGGAAUUUUCCAUUGACAAGGCAGUCAUCCAUAUACUCGUUGACUUUUGAUGAGUUACAGAACACCUUUAGUGGAAUUGGAAAGGACUUCGGAUCAAUGAACAUGGAUGAACUCUUGAAGAACAUAUCAACUGCUGAAGAGACUCAGGCUUUUAUGACAGCUACAGUUCCAGGUGGAGAAGGAAGUCUUUCUGGAGGCAAUCUACAGAGGCAAGGAUCAUUAACGUUGCCAAGGACUCUUAGCCAGAAAACGGUUGAUGAAGUAUGGAGAAACUUGAUGAAAGAAAAUGAUGGUGCUAAAGAUGGAAGCAGCGGUGGUGGUGGUGGUGGUGGAGCAAAUUUGCCACAGAGACAACGGACUUUGGGAGAGAUGACUUUGGAGGAAUUUUUGGUGAAAGCAGGUGUUGUAAGAGAAGAUAUGCAACAAUUUGGAGUUCCAAAUAAUACUGGAUUCUUUGGUAAUAAUAACUCGGGUGUAGCUCUUGGAUUUCAACAGAUAAAUAGAAACAAUGGGUUUUUGAGUAACAAUAACUCAGUUCUUAGUCAGCCUCCAAGGUUACCACAGAACAUGACUGGAACCAAAUCCUCACAACCUCAACAGCAGCAGCAGCAGCAACAACAACCACCACAGCAGCAGCAGCAACCCCAGGCACGGCCACUCUUUCCAAAGCAGCAAACAGUUGCCUUUGCUCCAUCUAUGCACUUAAUGAACACUACACAGCUUGCUAGUCCAGGAGGUAGAAGUUCAAUGGUUGGAAUUGGUGACCCUUCCAUGAAUAGUAAUAUUGUUCAAUCUAGUGGGCUUCAGAGUGGUGGGAUGGGAAUAGUGGGUAUAGGAUCUCCAGGAAGCCAGAUAUCAUCCGAUGUCAUUUCAAAGAACAGUGUAGAUACCAGUUCUUUGUCCCCAGUUCCUUAUGUAUUUGGCCGGGGAAGAAAAUGCAGUGCAGCUUUGGAGAAAGUAGUUGAGAGAAGGCAAAGGAGAAUGAUCAAGAAUAGAGAAUCAGCUGCAAGAUCUCGAGCUCGCAAGCAGGCCUAUACAUUGGAACUUGAGGCUGAGGUUGCAAAACUUAAAGAAAUUAACGAAGAACUGCAGAAGAAACAGGAAGAAAUGAUGGAAAUGCAGAAAAUUCAGACGUUAGAAGCAGUGAAUCGAGCAUGGGGAGGUGGUAAAAGACAAUGCUUGAGAAGGACACUCACAGGCCCUUGGUAGAGUUGGAACUUCUGAUACUAUAAAAGUUACUUAAGAUGCACAAGCUCGACCAUUGGUACGAGACAAAAGGAUUGGGUUACGCAUCUAUUAUCUGUAAUCUUCAUACUGCAGAGGGUUUAGAUUAGCUGUAUGUAUAAGAAGAGGAAAGGGUUUUGCGUUGUAAAUUAUCAACUUUGAGAUACUGUUAGUUUCAGUCUGUAGAUUAGAUUGUUAUUAUUAUUAUUGGCUUGUUGGAUCUCUGUAUUGCUUCUUAUGAUAUAACCUUGACUGCCAAGGCUUGUAGGAUUGUUAAUCUCUAACCUUAAUCAGAUUUGACUUAUAAAUUUAAGACAAGUUUAUCUUUU
This is a messenger RNA of Gossypium raimondii (Peruvian cotton), 1850 nucleotides long. RefSeq names its product ABSCISIC ACID-INSENSITIVE 5-like protein 7. The record is from RefSeq and is a predicted model, not a curated record. Gene Ontology annotation, cellular component: nucleus. The transcript has 5 exons. Gene Ontology annotation, molecular function: DNA-binding transcription factor activity. Lineage: Eukaryota; Viridiplantae; Streptophyta; Magnoliopsida; Malvales; Malvaceae. The coding region runs from base 226 to 1506 and encodes 426 amino acids. Gene Ontology annotation, biological process: positive regulation of DNA-templated transcription.